AUGAAAGACAACUGUGUCUUAAACUUACCUUCUUAUUCAUCUCAUCCUUUGGAAAAUCAAUAUGGCUAAAAAAAUGAGGUUAGUGAGACUAACAGUAGUCAAAGGACAAACAGUCAAAGUGAAGUGGGUUUUAGUUAAAAAGUAAUUUGAUUGUAUAUAUAUAUUUAUAGGAAGGAAGUAAGAAGACAGAGGGGACAAAAAAGAAAAUUAAUAAAGAAUAAGAGUAAAAUGCAAUGAAAAAUCAAGGCCAUUGGACUAGUCAAGAACAUCAAAUUUAUGUAGAGUUCUUAGAGUAGCAUCAUGAUACAUCUAUGUAGAGUCAAUAAAAUAGAAAGAAUAAUAAAAUCUUUAAAUUAAUGUCAUAAACAAUAGGAACCAGAUCUCCAUCUUAAUGCAGGUAUUAUAAAGUAAUAUGUAGAUCGCAUCAUCAAAAAUUUAAUCCAUAUACAGCAGCUGGAUAAAAGAGGAACAAGAGAAACAAAAGGAGAAUGAGUAAUUAAAAUGUAGAUGGAGAGAAUAUGUUAAAUAUGACAGUAAAACCUAUGAUACAAUAUAAUACUCCAAUGAUAAAACCAAUUUUAGGUAUGAUUGAUGAAAAUACUCAUAAGAUCAAUGUUAUGAUGAGUGCGAUGAUUACAUCUCAAACUAUGAGGAUUCACGUCCUUAGUUAAAAAAUUAUUGUUUCAACUCUAAUUUCAAUAAUGUAUACAGGAAUAUAUAGGAUAAUGAUUAGUACUUUUAUUGA
Molecule: messenger RNA, 745 nt
Organism: Paramecium pentaurelia
Lineage: Eukaryota; Ciliophora; Oligohymenophorea; Peniculida; Parameciidae
Source: the annotation of a GenBank genome assembly